This is a messenger RNA of Sclerotinia sclerotiorum 1980 UF-70, 825 nucleotides long. RefSeq lists its product as hypothetical. NCBI's taxonomy places the organism in Eukaryota, Fungi, Ascomycota, Leotiomycetes, Helotiales, Sclerotiniaceae. Gene Ontology annotation, molecular function: phenylpyruvate tautomerase activity. The record is from RefSeq and is a predicted model, not a curated record. The transcript has 2 exons. Bases 1 to 825 code for a protein of 274 amino acids.
AUGGAUACUAGUCGGCCAUCCACAUCUCCCUCUCCGAUCAUUAUUGAAGGUCAACGUAUUACUAGAGAUAUUUCACGCGGUACUCCCGGUGAUAUCACCAAGUCGAUGUCAAAGUCAUCCGAGCAAAAGCAGUUGGCGAAGAAGAGAAGUCAGUAUUACGGUGACGCAUUUGCAUACCGGGAACCCACCGGCAGUGCUAGAGAUCGAAUGCGUGAAGAACAUACUCUCCUCACAAGUCUCUCUAAUAUUCUCUCAACACGCUAUCAACGUCCUGAAUCGUCCAUUUUUGUUACCCUCAAACAUUCCGCAUGCUUCAUCGUAGCUGGUACUUUCGAGCCUGCUUAUAUUAUGACUAUAACUGCACUUCCAUCACAAAUGCAACCAGUUACGAACAAGCGAAAUGCAUCAUUGUUGCAGAAUUAUAUGGCCACCACUGAAUUAUAUGUCGAACCAGAGCGCGGUAUUAUUAAGUUUGUUCCAUUGGCAGAGGAGAAUUUUGCGACGAACGGAAAGACUGUCGCUGGUGAAAUAGAAGAACUAGAACGAGAGACGGCGAAUGAUGGCUCAGGGCACCGCAGCUUGCAUUCUCCGGGGACGGUAAAGAGUAAGAAGAGAAUGAGCAUCAAGUCCACCAAAAGCGUCAAAUCCAAGAAUUUGCAAACGCAUGAAGAAUACACGCCUUCGGUCAGUUCGAGGGAAAGCCCGCCAUUACCACCUAUGCCGGUUGAAGUGAAUGCAUUGGAUAAAAAGUCGAUGAAUGUGCAGAAAUUAGGGAGAAGAAAGAGUUUUAUGGCAGCAGUUUUUGGGAACAAGUCAAAGUCUUGA